AUGUCACCACCGCACUCGCUCAAGCGCACGCGCUCACACUGCGCGAUCAAGAGCGACGUGCCCACGAGCACCAACAGCAACGCGGUCGUGUGGGACUGCACGAGAAAAAAGAACAAGACGCCCAUUCGACCACCACGAGCGUUUCUCGCGUCCCUCGUUGCAUACGAGCCACACAUGCUGUCCACAUGUUCGACUGCCACAGACUAUUGCAGUCGUCACUCGCUCGUCACGAUCGACAACAACUGCAACGACAACUGCAACGGGAACGGGAACGGCAACGAGAACUGCAACGAGAACUGCAACGGAAACGGAAACGGCAACGAGAACGGCAACGGAAACGACAACGAGAACGGCAACGGAAACGAGAACGGCAACGGCAACGAGAACGGCAACGGUGACGUAUCUGCUGCUAAGAUGGUUGCAUUUGUGCUCGAGUACCUCCAAGACAUGGCACAGUGCUGCCACUACGUCGUCUCGUUGAGCUUUGCCGAGCUGCGCCAUUUGUUGCAGUCGUUUCCUUUUGCUAUGCGACACAUGCAUCACAUUGUCAAGGCCCGCCUUGGCCAGCUGUCCUGGCCACUUGUCGCAGCGAUCGCGCAUAACGUCGCGGCUUUUGUCUGCGACGACGACCUCCGCGACGCGACCGUGGGCGAACUCGCGGCGUUCUUAGAGACGUGGAAACUGACAGCGCCGUCUGGCAACGUGUGUGCAGAUGUGAUUGGCUUCUUCCAGGACGCGUUGCAGCAGUUUAAACUCUUUUUGACCACUCAGUGGCUUCAGAGCGGUCGCCUGGGCUUCCCGUGCGAAUUUGGCAAAAAGUCCGACGUGCUGUUCUUGUGCAUGGAGUGCCAUCGCGAGCACAUGUGA
Peronospora matthiolae is the source of this 867-nucleotide messenger RNA. The record is from the annotation of a GenBank genome assembly. NCBI's taxonomy places the organism in Eukaryota, Oomycota, Peronosporomycetes, Peronosporales, Peronosporaceae.